AUGUCUAAGGAAGACGAAGUUAAAAUCUCUCAUCGCGCUAAAAAGCGUAUAAAGGAAGUAAAGAAGAAGGCUCGACCAGAACUUGCCUCGACUUAUAUGUGGACUGAAUUAGAAUAUGCUAAAAACUUUGAACCAUACCUUCAAUUUGAAGACAAUUGCCCUCGCAUUCAUGCACCGGAUGUCAAUUGUGAUGAAUUUAUUGAACAAUUUGAAGCACCUUAUAUCCCUUGUGUAAUCACUAACAUACAGGAAGGAUGGAAAGCGCAAUCAAAAUGGUCAAUGGAAAGAUUGGCUAAAAAGUAUCGAAAUCAAAAGUUCAAGUGCGGCGAGGAUAACGAAGGAUAUUCAGUCAAGAUGAAGAUGAAAUAUUAUGUUGAGUACAUGCAGAAGUCCAAUGACGACUCGCCACUUUAUAUAUUUGAUUCGUCUUACGGCGAGCAUCAUAGACGCAAAAAGCUACUCGAUGACUAUAUUAUUCCUAAAUAUUUCCGCGAUGAUCUCUUCAAAUAUGCAGGCGAGAGCCGUAGACCACCUUAUCGCUGGUUUGUUAUGGGACCAGCUCGUUCAGGCACAGGAAUCCAUAUCGAUCCACUCGGUACAAGCGCUUGGAAUGCUUUGAUACGAGGCCAUAAACGUUGGUGCUUAUUUCCAACAAACACACCCAAAGAGCUUUUAAAAGUAACAUCAUCGGUCGGUGGUAAGCAACGCGAUGAGGCAAUCACAUGGUUUAAUAAGAUUUAUCCACGCUGUAAGCAAAUGGAUUGGCCAAAGGAAUAUGCACCGAUUGAGAUCCUUCAGAAACCUGGCGAGACUGUUUUUGUGCCUGGUGGUUGGUGGCAUGUUGUGUUGAAUUUAGACGAUACAAUUGCUGUAACCCAAAACUUUUGCAGUCGAACUAAUUUCCCGGCUGUGUGGCAUAAGACAGUUCGUGGACGACCAAAGUUAAGUAAGAAAUGGCUGAAAAUCUUGAAAGAAGUCGAACCUGAUGUAGCAAAAAUGGCUGAAAAGAUAAAUGUCAAUGAAAGUUCAGGUAUGGCUUCAGAUAGCUCAAGUAACUCGUCGUCAUCAAGUAGCAGCUCUAGUUCAGACCAAGAUUCCGAUUCAAGUUCGGAAAGUGACAGUGGACAAGAAAGCUUGACAGCACACAAGACUAAGAAACGUAGGAAACUUGAUGACUCUCCACGACCGGGACCAUCUUCGAAUAAUUAA
Chironomus riparius is the source of this 1209-nucleotide messenger RNA. The record is from the annotation of a GenBank genome assembly. NCBI's taxonomy places the organism in Eukaryota, Metazoa, Arthropoda, Insecta, Diptera, Chironomidae.